This is a messenger RNA of Maylandia zebra (zebra mbuna), 2205 nucleotides long. RefSeq lists its product as uncharacterized. The record is from RefSeq and is a predicted model, not a curated record. Lineage: Eukaryota; Metazoa; Chordata; Actinopteri; Cichliformes; Cichlidae.
AGUGAGCACGCGCUUCCCGGACCGUAGCUGCCCGUCAUCGCUGGCGCUGACAUCACACGGAGGAUUUGCUACAAUGUCAAAUACUCACAAGCAGCGCGAGCUCAUGGCUUCCCCGCGCCACAAUGACAAACACCGCCGCGUCCUGCUGCUCAUCCUCUAAAUACUACACAACUACGACCACAACUACGACCACCGUCCAUGGCUUUAUUCCGCGAUUUUGGACAGGAUGCGUUUGAGCAAAUCUAUGUGAGUGCGUGAGCCAGGUCAGAGGUCAUGUUGCGGAGGGAAUCCGACUCCCACGGCCUCUUUACCUUCGGAGAGACGUCCGACAAUGACUGUGAGAUGGGGGUGAGCUGCAGAGAGGUAGAUGUAGCGUGUCUGUGCGAGGCCGGUCCCUGUACACUUUAUUCAGAAGCACACACGCCUACGCUGGACACGCGGCUGUGUGAACGCUGUGGAAAAAACAAAGUGAUGGUAACCAGGUACUCUGAGGGAUACGGCACAGAGGAGGAGUGUGUGUUAUCUGACCCUCAGGGGGAGAGUGACGCAGAUGCGGAUAUAGAGGAUACAGACUGCAGACUCCAGGAGCCUGGCUCUCUCCAGCGAAUCAGCUCACGGAGACGGAAACGUCCUCGAGUAGCGCGACAAGACACCACAGAGAGCGAGGAUGAUGGCGGGCGAAGCCAUAGAUCCCAUCGAUGGAAUCUGAGGCUUAGUCCUGACAGAGCACACAGCAGAACCAUACUCGAGGAGAGCAUAUCACAGGUCAGGCCACUGAUCAUUUGCAGGCCAAACGUGGAGAAGCAGAAGAGUCCUGAUGAGGUGACCCGAGGCUCCAAACUGACGUCUCUGUGGCCGUCGUCCUUCUCUCUUCCUCUUAUCCUCCUCCUGUCAUUACCUCUCUCUGUUUCUCUCAUUGUUUUUAUCGUGUCUUUCCUCCUUCCGUGGGCCAGUGCUUGACCCCUGCCAUGCCUGCUUCAGGAUAUUAGUUUCAUUCCAGAAAUUACAGAAAGUUCUACCGACUCAUAUAAUGUAGUGGAUAGCGUAAUUUCUUUAUAAACGAGUAGAAAGACUUGAAGAUAAUAAUAGAUUAGCAAUACUGAAUUUGUGUUCAAUGUUUCUUUUCCUCCUUUCUUUAAAUAUCUUGACUUUAAGCGAAGGUCGUCCCUCGAAACCAAAAAGGCACUGAGAAACUUUCAUAACGUGGCGCAUUUUGAUCGAGAAUGUGCUCACAGUGAACACAACACAAACUCAGCUCCUGCCUCUGUCUCAUAAAAUCUCACCUUCCGUCUCACUUUUCCUCACCCCCUCGUUUGUAAAAAUAGACCUCUCAUCUCGCUCCUUAUUCUAACAAGCCACUGGAGUGACACAGAGGGGGGGGGGGGGCAAGGUUUUAUGGCUGUGCAGGUACUUUUAAAAAGGAAACUAGGAGGCUCGGUAGGAAAACCUGCGAAAGACAAUGCUGCCGAACUAUGCAAUCCCUCUGUUUGUACCGCGGCAUCUUAACUGCUGUUCGAGUACGUCUCCUAUGUCCUUGGCACUGUCGACACCUUCGUGGCCCCCCGUCCCCUUUUCUUCCUCUGAGGAGUACAGUUUGUGAAUGCAGGGACUCGAUGGUUCCAAAGUAGAGCGUGACCCAAUUUAAAAAGCAUUACCAGGAGAGAUCUGAUACAGCUCCCAUCGUGUAUGAUCUACAGCACAUCUGUUAUAACGAAUAAAUUACAUGUAUUAAUUUACGCGCCGCAGACCUCAAAAUAAAACGAGCUUUGGUGGCAGUGUGUUACAGGAGUUUGGACACUAUUUCACAGUCUUACAUUCAUAUUUAAGAAUGCUUAUGUAAAUUAUGAUUUAAGAGGACUAAGCUUGACAAUCAGUCAUGCUGUUUAUUUCAAGCUGGAAUAUCUAGAAAACGCCAUCUUUUGGCUAUGUUUGUACUGUACAUUUCAUUUUAUGUUGUUUUGUAUGUGUUUUGAAGUUAGGGUUGUUUUUUCUUCUUCCACACGUCACACUACUGAUGCUUGCUUGCCUGUAGAAAAAUGAUCAUUUUAGGUUAAUAUCAGGUUGCACUGUGUUAACUGGUUAGUUUUAGAGAUUUUUCUCUCCUAGUUUGUUGUCAUGUUGUAGUCUUACAUCUUAUUUCUAUAUGUGUUUAUCUCUGUUUCAUGGGGCCCAGAAAUUCAAUAAAACUAGAUUGUAUUUUGACAA